Acyrthosiphon pisum (pea aphid) is the source of this 1212-nucleotide messenger RNA. It is a transcript of the gene Dh31-R, whose product is annotated as Diuretic hormone 31 Receptor. Gene Ontology annotation, cellular component: plasma membrane. The transcript is spliced from 8 exons. Gene Ontology annotation, molecular function: G protein-coupled peptide receptor activity. NCBI's taxonomy places the organism in Eukaryota, Metazoa, Arthropoda, Insecta, Hemiptera, Aphididae. The annotation marks the transcript as partial. The record is from RefSeq and is a predicted model, not a curated record. Gene Ontology annotation, biological process: cell surface receptor signaling pathway; adenylate cyclase-modulating G protein-coupled receptor signaling pathway.
UUUUAUAAUAAUUCAAAAUGUUGUAUUGUAGGAACUGCUUAUAAGAUUUGCAAUAAAAAUGCUACAUGGUUCAAGCACCCAAUAUCCGGUGCAGUCUGGUCCAACUACACAACUUGUAUUAACCAUGAAGAUUACAAUUGGACACAACAAAUCAAUACCAUCUAUCAAACCGGAUACUUGGUUUCAUUCAUUGCACUUCUGCUGUCGAUUGCCAUUCUUACCUAUUUCAAGUCUCUGAGAUGUGCACGCAACACAUUGCACACGCACAUGUUCACGUCGUUCGCUAUCAAUAACCUCCUAUGGCUGCUGUGGUACAGGCUGGUCGUCGAGCAUCCGUCAGUCGUACUUCACAACGGGUGGUGGUGUCAAAUACUACACGUCAUUCUGCACUAUUUUUUGCUAACCAACUAUGCGUGGAUGUUGGCUGAAGGUUUUUAUUUGCACACUCUUCUUGUGUUCGCCUUUACGUCCGAAGAUACUCUAGUCCGUUGGUCUUGGACGUUGGCCUGGUCAACGCCGUUGGUCGUCAUUUCUCUGUACACAUUACUACGAACUAUCUACGAUCACACGUCCGAGUGCUGGAUCAACGAAUCACCGUUCACGGAAGUGCUGGUGGUGCCCGUUUGCAUGUCGAUGGCUCUUAACCUGGUGUUCCUUUGCAACAUCGUCCGAGUUUUGUGGGUGAAGCUCCAGGCCGGCCCGUCUCAUCUGUCCAAUAGCACGCCAUCACGAACACUGUUGCAGGCGUUCAGGGCCACGCUUUUGCUGUUGCCUUUGCUAGGGCUGCACUACCUGCUCACACCGUUCCGGCCGCCCAAACAACAUCCCUGGGAACCGUUUUACGAGGUCGUGUCCGCCACUACGUCAUCAUUCCAAGGACUUUGUGUAGCAACGUUAUUUUGCUUUCUAAAUGGAGAGGUCGUAGCCCAGAUCAAGAGACGGUGGCAGUUCAUGUUUUUCCGGACGAGGGCCAACUCGUAUACAGCAACAACGGUCUCGGUACGUCAGUUUGUAAGAUCGACCGCAGGCCCUGGUGAUAACGAAGAUAAGGUUUAAAGUCAAGAUGUGGUCAUAAAACGUCAUUUUCCAGCGGAAUAUUAAUACAUUUUUUUUUAAAAACCUAUACAUUAAACGUACAUAAUAUAAUAAAUGAUAUGUGUGUACGAAUUUGGCACUUGUGCAGCUUCCAUUCACAACACAAUAAUUAACUUA